Messenger RNA from Ceraceosorus guamensis, 546 nucleotides. RefSeq names its product cytochrome P450. The transcript has a single exon. The record is from RefSeq and is a predicted model, not a curated record. Lineage: Eukaryota; Fungi; Basidiomycota; Exobasidiomycetes; Ceraceosorales; Ceraceosoraceae. Gene Ontology annotation, molecular function: iron ion binding; monooxygenase activity; oxidoreductase activity, acting on paired donors, with incorporation or reduction of molecular oxygen. The annotation marks the transcript as partial.
GAACGAGCAAGAUUCCUCAUCACUGGACUUCUCUCUGCUAGUGGAGACACCACCUCUGGAAGCUUGUUGUGGACUUUGUGCUACUUGGCAGAGUACCCGGAUGUGCAGCGCAAGGCGCAAAUUCUGCUCGACGAUGCGUUCGGCCAACUGGACGGUCCACCCACCUUUGACUCGGAGAGAGAGCAAGCGGAAGCGUGGGCAUACAUUCGAGCCAUCGUCAAGGAGCAAUCUCGUUUAUCGCCCGUCAGUCCGACCAACGGUCCGAGAAGGUGCGACGCGGAUGAUGUGUACAAGGGAGUCUUGAUACCCAAAGGAAGCAUCGUCUUCAUCAAUGCUGGGCAUAUCCUGCGAGAUGCUAGGGUGUACGAUGAGCCGCUAAGGUUCAAGCCUGAGAGAUGGUUGGAGGCGGAUAAUGCCGCAUCUGUCGGUGAUCUGCUGCACGAUGUGUGGCCAUUCGGAUUUGGGCGCAGAGGUUGUCCCGGAAUCUACUUGGCCACUCAAGCCCUUCCGAUGGCCUUGAUGCACAUUUUGCUAAAUUUCAAUAUU